AUGCUCCAUUGCCAAGGUAUGCGCGCCAUCUGGUGUCAUGUCAACAUCUCUGCGUCUAAGUCACUGCACACAAAGGCAGUGCUGCAGAACACCCCAGCACUGAUUCCAUUCCUGGAGAAUGCAAGUGAAAAACAUCAGGAUUUGUCUGCGUGGGCUCUUGGUAACAUAGCGGGUGACAGUGCGGAAGCACGCGAUACCAUAAUUGCUCAGGGCGCACACCACCCUCUGAUACGCAUGGUCACCAAUCACACCCUGGCCAGUACAACUGUCUCGCCUACGGCUACGUCCAUAGGAGAGGCGGCCUACUUCUGUUUGUCCAAUCUGUGCCGGGGACAAGGCGCGCGACCUGAGCUAUUCGCAAACGAUGCUGUUCUUGCUAGCACGUUGCAAAUUCUUAAUGUUCACAUUCCCGUCGCGCUAGCUGGCUCAGACCCGCCAUUGGUCCAAAAUCCCGAACUUGCCCGGCCAAUGUUAUUGUCGCCCGAGACUAUAACGACGCGUGCCAGUGUGGGGAUUGCCAGCGAAGCCCUAUGGUUUCUUACCUACAUGACCGCCAACAAUGAGAGUCUAUGUGAGCGACUUUGUAAAGACGGUCUGAUGAGCCUUCUCACAUCCGCAAUGCAAGCUACCACAGAGAUUGCCACACCGAUGGUAUCCCCCGCGUUACGCACUCUGGGUAAUAUCCUCGCUGGUGAGGACGCCUUCACAGAACUGGCGUUGCAGCAGGCAAAUCUCUUCAACGGAUUGGGUCAGUGCGUAACCUCUCCCGAACGAUCUCUGCGCCUAGAGGCGCUGUGGGCUCUGUCCAACAUCGUGGCUGGAAAACCAGAAUUCGCAACGGCCGUGGUGGACGAGGGCUUGUUCCCGUAUAUAGUGAGAAUAAUUGAAUACGAUGCACUGCAAGACCCAGAGAUGGUCACUCAGGCCAUGUAUGUGAUCAAUAACACCGCACACCACGGAGAAGCUAUGUGCCGGUUCAUCUACCACAAGACGGAUGUGCUUAGGCAGUCACUCAAGGUACUGCGUGCAGGCGAGGGGCAAUCGUGCAAGCUUGUGCUGCAGUUUUUGGAGAUGAUGCUACAAAGUCAUGCACAGGUGUCCUGGAAAGUUGAAGAAGAGGGUGGGGUGGAAUGUUUGGAAAUGUUUGAAUACCAUGACAAUGAGGAGCUUCAAAGAAUUUCUAGUUUCCUGAUUGAUAAAUAUUUCUACUCAAAUGAGGAGGAACCGAUUUGAAGAUCUGUAUCGACCUGGCUUCAGUUGCAAACGGUAAAAUAACCUAGUUGACUUCUACCACAUAUUGCAUAACAUUGGUAUCUCGUUUCGAGAGUCUCGCAUCAGUGGAUGAAUAUGUAUGCAAAGGAAUAUGGUACUAUCGCUUUUGUGAACCAACCACGAAUUGAUCCCAAACUGCACAUGCUCGACAUAUCUAUACACUGGCGUGAAACCACAAGCGCACAUCCACAGUUCAAUUUGGCCGAGGUGCAGAAUCCAGUGCUUUGGUUGAAAGUAGGUUCUACACCAGGAGUGCUAAGACUACCUUCAUUCUCUUGUGAUGGGGUACGAAAAGACAUCAGAUGAUGGUCAGAGCCGUGGAAAGCAUGCCUGAAGUGCCGUAAAUGCUAUUUAUACAUGGUGCCCUCAAUGUGGCUUAUGGGUGUAUACUUGUUGUGCAACUGUACUCGUAUUUUUGUGUGACUGCGCUCAUUCAUCACAGCAGUUUUCACCACAUGUUUGUAUAAUCGUAUUUGCUAAAAAUGACUACAACAUGCCGCACACCUACAUUCAGAAGUUUAGUAUGCACUAAAUUGAAAAUUGAAAAUGUGCACAUUAUCAUAAGUUCAUAGAGACAGACGUCAACUCGUCAAGGCGUCAACAGCUUGCGCUCUACUAGAGUAGUCACUGGUCACACUGGUCACUGCCUCACGAGUCACUGGUCACCCAGUUUCUGAGGGUUGGCCUGUGGCUCUGUGCCUAUUGCGCACAAGUUUUAACUUUCGGGGUUGUUUUUUCUUUUUGUGUGUGCCCGGGCGGCUGUACCAGCCCACGCAUUGACAAAUAGUCAGUUCUUGUCUUUUUGUGUAUACUGGAUAAAUAUUGUGGUCUGCGGAACUAUGGAAGUGUAGAUUCUGGCCUCUGGCAAUAUAAAGUGAGUAUGUGACUGGGGGGGUAUACUGAAAUCUGGAUACUCAUUCAAAAUACUCAUUCAAAAUAUAAUUUUGUUAAGAAAGGCCUAUUAUUUCUAGAGGCUCUCUCUCUCUCUCUAGAGUAGAGAGUUUAGACUUCUAGCUAGAGAGAGUAAGAGUCUAGAGAAAGUCUAGUAGACAUGUAGAGAAAGAGAGACUAGAGAGUACACUAGAGACUAGUAGAGAGAGUAUUUACUCUAGUAGAGACUAGAGAGAGAGUACUAGUAGAGACUCUAGAGAGAGAAUACAAGAGCAGAAACUACAGAGAGAGAGGGGAAGGCCGGAAAGACAAUGUUGAAGUUGAAAGCAAUUAAAAGUUGAAAACCC
This is a messenger RNA of Sphaeroforma arctica JP610, 2510 nucleotides long. RefSeq lists its product as hypothetical. Gene Ontology annotation, biological process: NLS-bearing protein import into nucleus. The transcript is spliced from 9 exons. NCBI's taxonomy places the organism in Eukaryota, Ichthyosporea, Ichthyophonida. Gene Ontology annotation, cellular component: nucleus. Bases 1 to 1233 code for a protein of 410 amino acids. The record is from RefSeq and is a predicted model, not a curated record. Gene Ontology annotation, molecular function: nuclear import signal receptor activity; protein binding.